This is a messenger RNA of Clarias gariepinus (North African catfish), 1971 nucleotides long. It is a transcript of the gene mdm2, whose product is annotated as MDM2 proto-oncogene. The transcript is spliced from 12 exons. Bases 287 to 1684 code for a protein of 465 amino acids. Gene Ontology annotation, cellular component: nucleus. Gene Ontology annotation, biological process: negative regulation of apoptotic process; regulation of cell cycle. Gene Ontology annotation, molecular function: ubiquitin protein ligase activity; identical protein binding. NCBI's taxonomy places the organism in Eukaryota, Metazoa, Chordata, Actinopteri, Siluriformes, Clariidae. The record is from RefSeq and is a predicted model, not a curated record.
GGUUGUCAUAGAUAAUGUUUAGAAAAUGCAAACUGUUUGUUUGGAGCUAACUCGCAGUUGAACCAAGAGAUAUGCUAGUUGGUUAGCUCGUGAUGCCGCGCUGAGGCCUGUUGAAGCCUUGGUGUUUCCUGAGUAAACUAUCCGAGGGACGGGGUGCCAGCCGUGGACCAUUUAAACCAACCUGACCCACAUCGGAGCUUCUCACUCAGCUGAGCUGAGGCACUUUAUGUACAGAUGAAGAGUGUAUAAUAUAUAGAGCUUUAUUUAUUCCACACAGAUACUCACCAUGGCUGCAGAAAAUUGUCUGAGCAGUUCACAGAUCAACAAGAUUGACAAUGAAAAGCUGGUAAGACCUAAAGUGCAGCUGCAAACGCUGUUAAAAGAUGCAGGUGCAGAUAAAGACGUUUUCACCAUGAAGGAGGUCAUGUUCUACCUGGGCAAGUACAUCAUGAGCAAAGAGUUAUACGACAAGCAGCAGCAGCACAUCGUGCACUGUGGAAACGACGCCCUCGGCGCCGUGCUCGGGGUAUCCAGCUUCUCAGUAAAAGAACCACGAGCUUUGUUUGCAAUGAUUUCUAAAAAUCUCAUAGCAGUGAAAAUUCCAGAGUCUCAGUUAACGAUUAGAGAAUCUAGCACUGAAAGUGAAGCCGACCAAUCAGCAGAGGAGAAAAACCUGCCCUCAUCUACCUCCACUCAAGAAGAGCAGCAGCAGCAGCGCAGGAGACGACGGAGCAGUGAUCCCGUGAGUCUCUCCAGUGAGGAGGAUUCUGGCGAGCCCCGGAAGAGACACAAGUCCGACAGCAUCUCCCUGACAUUUGAUGACAGCCUGUCGUGGUGUGUGAUCGGAGGCCUGCGCAGAGAGAGAGGGAGCAGCGAGUCUUCAGUAUCGCGCAGCAAUUCGGACGUAGGUAUAUCUCACAGUGAUGAGAGCGAUGUGAGUGAGGAUUCUGAGUCUGAUAACUUCAGUGUGGAGUUUGAGGUGGAGUCUAUCGAUUCGGAGACCUACAGCGAGAAUGAUGAAGAGUCCAUACCCGGAGAAGAUGAGGUCUAUGAAGUUACAAUCUUUGCAGAGGAUGAGGAUUCUUUUGAUGAAGAUACGGAGAUCACUGAGGAGGAUUACUGGAAGUGCGCAGUGUGUGACGAGCUGAACCCUCCGCUCCCUCGCCACUGCAAAAGCUGCUGGAAGGUUCGUCCAGGAUGGCUCCCUGAGAUUUGCCCUGCGUCCGAGAACCCCGGCAAUGACACGCAAACCGACAUCACCUCCAGCAACACCGACCUCGAAGCCAAAGCACCAUGCGCCAAAUCCCCAACUCCAACCAUCGACCUGGACGAAGGCAUCGACGUCCCGGACGGCAAGCUCACGCGCUCGCAGAGCACCUCCUGCUCCGACUCUCAGGGCUCGUCUCUCUGCUACUCGCAGCCCUCCACCUCCGCUAGCCAGGAGGAAACCCCCGAGCUGGAGCGCACUACCAGUUCAAACAGCACGGACUCCUGCCUCCCUGCGUCCUGCCUGGAGCCCUGCGUCAUCUGCCAAACGAGACCCAAGAACGGGUGCAUCGUCCACGGGCGCACCGGACACCUCAUGGCCUGCUACACCUGCGCCAAGAAACUUAAAAAGCGCAACAAACUCUGCCCCGUGUGCAGGGAGCCCAUCCAGUCCGUCGUUCUCACCUACGUCAGCUGAGGGGACGACUUUGUUGGACGUGUGUGUGUAAUUUAUUUAGUUUUGGGUGAUGUGGAGUUCGUGCUAAAUGAAGUUGGCUCUAAUUUAAGUUUGUUUAUUUAAACAGGUUUGGGGUGUGUUGUUUGGAUGAGUGUUGUUUUACUUCCAAUUGAUUAGUAAGAAUUGUACAUAGUUAAUUUAUAUUAGGUUUCGAGGCGUGUAAUUUUGGAUUAAUUGUAUUUUGUUUGCAAUUUGAAGUUCUCAUAUUUUUCACUAGAUUCUAUGGACUAAUAAAGAAUUAAUUAUUA